This is a messenger RNA of Klebsormidium nitens, 1010 nucleotides long. The record is from the annotation of a GenBank genome assembly. Lineage: Eukaryota; Viridiplantae; Streptophyta; Klebsormidiophyceae; Klebsormidiales; Klebsormidiaceae.
GUCUGAUCCUGAGCUAUGUAGCUUCUAAAAUUGAAUGUUUGAGGGAGCUGGUAGACCUGAGGAAAGGUGUCGCUUUGUCCCAACCACGACUUCCAGAUUAUCCUUCUCUUCAAAGAUUGGUUGACUGCUUCUUUGGUUGUCCGCUUGUUUACUCCUCUCGCACCUUCUACUAAGAGGAAGGCCUUCUUGGAAUCUGGGGCUCACACCAGACUCUGAGGUGAUGGGCAGCAUGCUGUUCGUCCUGACGGGCUUGCUCCUUCUGGCUGUCUGCUGGCCUGACACGGUGAUUGCGGCAGCUCCUGCUGUUGAGGUCACUUGCGGGAGCGUGAUCAAGUUGAUGCACGAGCGGACAAAGUUUCGAUUACACUCUCAUGAAGUCGCAUAUGGCAGUGGCAGCGGACAGCAGUCUGUGACUGCGUUCCCUUCAGGGGAUGACAGCAACAGCUACUGGAGCGUCCACGGCCCCCAUGACGCUGAGUGCGCCCAGGGUGAAGCGUUCAAGUCGGGGUCGGUGGUGCGCUUCCAGCACAUGGCCACCAAGAGGUGGCUGCACAGCCACCUGCACCUCUCCCCACUUUCACAGAACUACGAGGUCAGCGGAUUUGGGGACGACAACCAGAGCGACGGGGGAGACCAUUGGAGGGUGGAGGUGAACGGUGGAGGCAUGUGGCUCAAAGAUUCGGGGGUCCGCUUUCAGCACGUUGAGACGGGGGGAUGGCUGCACAGUGCAGCGGACCGGCGGUACGGGCGGCCGAUCGCAGGGCAGCAGGAGGUGUGCGGACACCGCAAAAAGUCGGAGAACGCGUUGUGGAAGGCUGCGGAGGGCACCUACAUGCCGAGAUCUGCAUCGAUUGGCAGCCCUGAGCACGGAGAAUUGUGAUCCGAUGGUCACGACUCCCAGUGUUGACCAGAGUGAGUGAAUUGUAUUGUGUAUUACAUGUACACACAGCAUGAAAAUCCUAGAAAGUUCAAUGACUACUUCUGGCUAUUAUAAUGGCAGUGGCAUGCGG